CGCAAACAUCACCUGAAAUAUUACCCAAAAAAUCUCGAUAUUCGACGAUGGCUUCACAUGCCAAACCGUCAGGAGCAGAUACCUCAUACUGGAUAAAGUUUUUUACAGAAUGUGGUAUUCCACCAAGUGAAUCAACAAACUAUGCCAUCACAUUUACAGACAACAGGAUACAGAAAGACAUGUUAAUGGAUCUGACUAAAGAAUAUCUGACGGAAAUGGGAAUCUCAAUUCUAGGAGAUGUCAUAGCUAUCCUUAAACAUGCAAAAGCAGUACAUUCACAGUUAGCAAGAGAGAAAGCACUCCAGGGUACAAAAAACAUAUCAGCCACACCCAGACGACAGACAGCUGCUAGUAGGACUGUCAACCAUUACCUUGGAAACGAUCCAGAUGCUGGCCCAAUGAAUCUCCCUAUGGUACCUAAACUAUCUAAAGAGUUAUCUGCCCGUCUAGGUGGAGCACCUCCUGCAGAAGAAACUGGCCUUAGAAGUACCACAGUUAAAUUGUCCAAAAAGCUUGAAGAGGUUGUACCAGUCCCUAAGAAAAGAAGAGUCUUUCCAGAACAUGAAGGAAAAUAUAAGAUUACAAUGCCAUCAGGGAAGACACAGAAAACAAAGAAACUUUUAGCUAAAGCCAAGAAGACUGAUUCGGUAUUUGCUAGACUUGGUUCAGAAACAAGACAGGCCACAGUAACACAGUCUGGUCUAUUGAUUAGCUCCACAGCUGAGAGCACAGUGUUCAGUAGGUUGGGUGGCAAGCAAUCUUUAAAACGGGAAGCGACAUCAACAUCUCUUGACCUUGACUCUGAUGAGGAAGAUGAAGGAGGGGAUCAGUUAGCAUAUGCAGGAAUAUUUAAAAAUACUCUCUCACCUCCUAAAAAACCUAAGAUUCCUGUGAUGAAAAAGAUAACUAUUACAAAACAAGUCACUGCUAACGUGCCUUCUAAGAAGUUACCUGCUAAGAAGUUAGUAGCAACUGCAGGAAUCUUGUCAGAAGAUGCAGAAUUCCAGAUGACCACAGGAAUAAAGGAAAGAUUAGGCAAAAAGACUAGUCUUCAAGAAGUGUCAAGUACAACUGAUGACAUAGAUGCUACUAGAUCAGGUGCAGUUUAUAAUCGACUAGGGCCUAAAAAAGGCACCAAAGUAUCCAAAAAGCCUGCCAGUCCAGUUGGUGUAUUUGGUCGUUUAGGAAAACCAGUGCCAUCAACAUGAUCUUCAGUAUUCAGGAACAAAAAGGAAAUGUGCAAUGUAUAAAAGCCAGUACAGGUUAUAGCUAUGAUGGGAUUUGAAACUCAAUUUCUAAUAGAUUAAUUGAAAGAAUGAACUGGUUAUUUUAUUUGUACUAGAAGUGAAUUAUGAGGAAGAAAAAAUGGUGUAGCUUGUUACAGAUACUUUAUUUUUAUAAUAGCUGGAUAUGGACAUAACUGGUUAAAGGAUGAUAAUAUUUGUUAUAGCACUAGUCUGGGAUAUAACUUUGGUUUUUAUUGAUUGUUGAUUGAAGGGCUAUUAUCAACCAUAUUGAUGCUAGUGUUAGGCUUGACAUAGUUUAGAAUUUCCUUGUUUGGGUGCAAGCUUCUGCUGUCCUAUAUCAAAGUUCAUAAGUGAAUGACCAGUGAACAUGACUGUAUUAUCAGUGACUUAAUAUAGAUGUCCAAUUUUGAUACCUACAAAUUAUUUUAGCUAUUAAGCAGUGAAGAUUUUGGGCAUUCAGUUUUAUAUUUUUGAAUCAUUGGGCAUAAAAAAAAAAAAUAUGUUUAAAUUAACAUUUGUAAAGCAUUUGUAUAUUCUGAUUAUGUGUAUUUAUUUUGCACUGUUAAUAGAUGUUUAUGAUACUGUUGACAUAUUUAUUAGAUAUUAUUGACAAAGGGUUGGAACGAGUUUAAAAAUAGAUUGAAAUGGACUGCCAUAAACAUUUUGAGAUUGAAUUUUUGGGUGAAAUCAGUUUGACCUAUUAAGUUAUGAAGUAUGUAUAAUUAAUGCAUUCUUGUAUAUUAGAAAAUUGUAAAUAUCAUUACAGAGAACAUUCAGGUUAAGUACUUAUGAAAUAAAAUAUGUUUUGACUGA
This is a messenger RNA of Mytilus trossulus (common blue mussel), 2060 nucleotides long. RefSeq lists its product as uncharacterized. The transcript has 9 exons. The coding region runs from base 48 to 1208 and encodes 386 amino acids. Lineage: Eukaryota; Metazoa; Mollusca; Bivalvia; Mytilida; Mytilidae. Gene Ontology annotation, molecular function: protein binding. The record is from RefSeq and is a predicted model, not a curated record. Gene Ontology annotation, cellular component: nucleus.